GACGUCGGCGGUGACAGGCCCUGGGAACUUCCGGCUUUCUCCCCACCGCCUGGAGAAGGCGAACGCGAUGUUCGGUGCCGGGGAUGAGGACGACACCGACUUCCUCUCGCCUAGUGGCGGUGCCAGACUGGCCUCUCUUUUUGGACUGGAUCAGGUUGCUGCUGGCCAUGGAAAUGAAUUCUUCCAGUAUACAGCUCCAAAGCAGCCUAAGAAAGGCCCGGGAACAGCAGCAAUAGGAAAUCAGGCAACACCAAAAACAGCACCAACCACAGCGGGCACUUCCACAGUACUGGUUGCAACAGCAGUCCAUGCAUAUCGAUACACAAAUGGUCAGUAUGUAAAGCAGGGCAAAUUUGGUGCUGCAGUCCUGGGGAACCACACAGCCAGAGAGUAUAAGAUUCUUCUUUAUAUCAGUCAGCAACAACCAGUUACUGUUGCUAGAAUUCAUCUGAACUUUGAGCUAAUGGUUCGCCCCAAUAACUAUAGCACCUUUUAUGAUGACCAGCGACAAAACUGGUCCAUCAUGUUUGAGUCGGAAAAGGCUGCUGUGGAGUUCAAUAAACAGGUGGGCAUUGCCAAGUGCAAUAGCACCUCUUCCUUGGAUGCAGUGCUCACUCAGGACCUCAUUGUGGCAGAGGGCCCUGCUGUGGAAGUUGGAGAUUCUUUGGAAGUGGCUUAUACUGGCUGGCUCUUUCAGAAUCAUGUGCUGGGCCAGGUUUUUGACUCUACUUCUAACAAAGAUAAGUUGCUUCGCCUGAAAUUAGGAUCAGGAAAAGUCAUCAAGGGCUGGGAGGAUGGAAUGCUGGGAAUGAGAAAAGGAGGAAGGAGAUUGCUUUUCAUCCCUCCAGCCUGUGCUGCUGGUUCUGAAGGAGUAAUAGGCUGGACUCAGUCCAUGGACUCAAUCCUGGUGUUUGAAGUGGAGCUUAAGCGGGUGAAGUUUGCCAGAGAUUCUGGCUCUGAUGGGCACAGUGUUAGUUCCCGGGAUUCUGCGGCUCCUUCUCCCAUACCUGGUGCUGACAACCUUUCUGCUGAUCCUGUUGUGUCACCACCCACAUCGGUGCCUUUCAAAUCAGCGGAGCCAGCUUUUCGUACCAAAUCUAACUCCCUCAGCGAACAGCUUACAAUAAAUACAAAUCCUGAUACAGUCAAGGCCAAGUUGAUCUCUCGGAUGGCUAAAAUGGGCCAACCCAUGCUGCCCAUUCUUCCACCACAGCUAGAUUCCAAUGACUCAGAAAUUGAAGAUGUGACUACUCAGCGAGGAGCUGGACAGCCCCUGGUGACUCCAUCCGUGCAGCCCUCUCUUCAGCCUGCUCAUCCAGCGUUACCACAGAUGACUACACAGGCCCCUCAGGCAUCUGUUUCUGGGCUCCAAGCACCCUCCGCUGCCUUAAUGCAAGUUGCAUCUCUUGAUUCCCACUCAACUGUGUCUGGAAAUGCCCAGUCCUUUCAGCCCUGUGCAGGUAUGCAAGCCUACACAUAUCCCCAGGCAUCCGCAGUCACCUCCCAGCUGCAGCCUGUUCGACCCUUGUAUCCAGCACCACUGUCCCAGGCUCCCCACUUUCAAGGAUCAGGUGACAUGGCUUCAUUUCUUAUGACCGAAGCCCGGCAACAUAACACUGAGAUUCGAAUGGCAGUCAGCAAAGUGGCUGAUAAAGUGGAUCAUCUCAUGACUAAGGUUGAAGAGUUACAGAAGCAUGGUGCUAGCAAUUCCAUGCUUAUUCCUAGCCUGUCAGUGACAAUGGAAACAAGCAUGAUCAUGAGCAACAUUCAGAGAAUCGUUCAGGAAAAUGAAAGAUUGAAGCAAGAGCUACUUGAGAAGAGCAGUCGGAUAGAAGAACAGAAUGACAAGAUUAGUGAACUAAUUGAACGGAAUCAGAGGUAUGUUGAGCAGAGUAACCUGAUGAUGGAGAAGAGGAACAACUCACUUCAAACAGCCACAGAAAACACACAGGCAAGGGUAUUGCAUGCUGAACAAGAGAAGGCCAAGGUGACAGAAGAGUUAGCAGCAGCCACUGCACAGGUCUCUCACCUGCAGCUGAAAAUGACUACACAUCAAAAGAAGGAAACAGAGCUGCAGAUGCAGCUGGCAGAAAGCUUGAAGGAGGCCGGUCUACUUCGGGGCCAGCUUGCCAAACUGCAGGCAGAGCUCUCAGAGCUCCAGGAAACCUCAGAGCAAGCACAGUCCAAAUUCAAAAGUGAAAAGCAGAACCGGAGGCAACUGGAACUCAAGGUGACCUCCCUGGAGGAGGAGUUGACUGAUCUAAGAGCUGAGAAAGAGUCCCUGGAAAAGAACCUCUCAGAAAGGAAAAAAAAGUCAGCUCAAGAGCGCUGCCAGGCCGAGGAGGAGAUGGAUGAGAUUCGCAAGUCGCACCAGGAGGAACUGGACAAACUUCGACAGCUCUUGAAAAAGGCCCGAGUGUCCACAGACCAAGCAGCUGCAGAGCAGCUGUCUCUGCAGGCUGAUCUACAAACUCAGUGGGAAGCAAAGUGUGAGCAUCUGUUGGCCUCCGCAAAGGAAGAGCACCUGCAGCAGUACCAGGAAGUGUGCGCACAGAGGGAUGCCCACCAGCAGAAGCUAACACGCCUUCAAGAAAAGUGCUUAGCCCUCCAGGCCCAAGUCACAGCCCUCACAGAGCAAAAUGAACAGCACAUCAAGGAACAGGAGAAGAACAAGUCCCAGAUAUCUGGGGUUGAAGCUGCUGCUGACCCCUCAGAGAAGGUCAAGAAGAUUAUGAACCAGGUGUUCCAGUCAUUGCGGGGUGAGUUUGAGCUGGAGGAAUCUUACGAUGGCAGGACCAUUCUGGGGACCAUCAUGAAUACAAUCAAGAUGGUGACUUUACAGCUGUUGAGCCAGCAGGAGCAAGAGAAGGGAGACAGCAGCAGUGAGGAAGAUGAGCAGCCUCUUCGACCCUCCCAGGAGCAGUCAGCCCCAGCCACGUCUGGGCUGUGUUCCCCACCCACGAGUGCGGAGGGGCAGGAGGCCACCGUGGUGCUGUCAGAGCAGGUAAUGGAAGAGGUCACUCCAUCGCCUCCACAGGUUCUCUCCACACCUGAGGACAGUGUAGAGAGAAGGAAAGGGGAGCCGGAUACAGAGGUGCUUUCAGAGUUCGAAGAUGGUUUCCUCCCACCCAAACCGGCCUGUACCCCAUCUCACAGAGUUCUGGGACCCCCAACUUCGAUUCCACCUAAGCCUCCAGGCCCUGUACCUAUGAACUCUGAGUUCGAGGAGACACCUGUUGCUGGCCCAAUGACAGCCAGGUCCGACAACACAGCAGGAAAGGUGCAUGUUGGGACAGCUCCAGAUGGCCCACCUCAAGAAACCUCCAGGAGACCAUCACUGACUCUAGACCCAGAGAAGGGGGACCCACCAGCCUUAGGGCCUGAAAGCCCAGGAGAGCCCCAGCCUCCACAGCUCAAUGAUGAUGAGGAUGUCACCAGCCCUGCUGGUCCCUUUGAGGAGCCACUAGGCUCUACAGCUGCAGGAACAGCACUCAGACCCAACCAUGGCUCUCAGCAUUCCAGUGUCUCUGGGGAUGAAGAGGAUGAACUGUUUCAAGGGGCAACUCUGAAAGUUCCAAGGACCAAAGCACAGCCAGAGGAGGAGGAUGAAGAUGAGGUGAGCAUGAAGGGACGCCCACCCCCAACACCCCUUUUUGGAGAUGACGGUGAUGAUGAUGACAAUGACUGGCUGGGAUGAAGACCCAGGAAGCUGGCGCACAGUUUCUCCUCCAGCCCCUCCCUAAGCAUGAUUUUGCACAGCCAGCCCUGGGUCUAGGCAAACCACAGGGUGAGGUCAAGGUGAGCAUUCUGAGGACAGUAGUUCAGAUGUCGGAGUUAGCUGGCUACCUUCUGAGUCCCACACCUGACCUGGCAAAGAGGAUCGUGACCCUGUUUUCAGAACUGGUAUUUUGAGCAGCCCAUUGUGGUCCUGCCUUCAAGUCCCAGUUGGAAGAAGGAUUGAGAGGCUCCAGCUAGUCACCUACAAGAGUCCUGCCCUCUUCCAAGCUUUCUUUUCUCUUCAGUCACUCUCAGACUAACCCAAGAACCCCUUCCAUCUGCCUCCCAGGGCUCAACUGUGCCCCAGCAACAAGACCUAUCACCUGGGGAGAGGUCUCCCUGGAAAACUAAGAGGAGAUCACACCAUCUUGAUCCCAGUUCAGUUAGCAGUCUGGCCUGUGGUCCAAGGACAUGUUAUCUUUUAUCUCUGCCUUAAUCUUAUACAAGAGGUCAAUGAAUAUUUGAAAUUAACCAAACUAAAAUAAAUAUCUCUAAAGAAUCUUGA
This is a messenger RNA of Marmota flaviventris (yellow-bellied marmot), 4282 nucleotides long. RefSeq names its product FKBP prolyl isomerase family member 15 (gene Fkbp15). Gene Ontology annotation, cellular component: growth cone. Lineage: Eukaryota; Metazoa; Chordata; Mammalia; Rodentia; Sciuridae. Gene Ontology annotation, molecular function: peptidyl-prolyl cis-trans isomerase activity. The record is from RefSeq and is a predicted model, not a curated record.